AAAAGAGAAGUCUUCGCAUUUUCUCAAUAGAUUCGACCUGGAAAAUCAGAGACCUCUUUCUCUAUAAAUCGGCGCUGACAAAAGCAAACCCAGAGAAUUCAGACUUUCCAUCAUCCGCUAAAAUGCGCGUGUCUCCGCGUCGACUAUAAUGCGCAUGUCUCCGUCUUCGCUUUUCUUCGUCGUAACCUCUCUCUGAUUUUAUAGAAUUUCCUUUUCAGUUAUUAAAACCACAAAAAUUUGUCUGUAUGUGCAAAACGAAAAUGGGCGUCAAUGCUUCAGAGCCAACCCGAACGCGAUCGCGGCCGAGUCAAUCUCAGGGGAGACACCACCGGGCUCCGCCGACACGGUCUCCGUCAACGAGCAUCACCGGUACGACAACCACAACGACCUCGAAUUCCAACAAAACUGGUGUUUCCUCCUCCACCGGUGCUUCUUCUUCAGCCGCAAGCCGAACAUCUCUCGCUAGUCUCCGAGAAUCCUUACCGGAGAAUCCUCACAUAUACGACGUCGCCGAAAUCCGUGCCGCCACCAACAAUUUCCUUGCUCACCGUCUAUCUUCCUCCUCCUCUAAAGCCUCGUGGCGCUGCAAUUUGCGAGGGAGAGAGGUUGUUGUGUUCCAGAGGAAGUUCAGGCGGAGAAUCGCCAAGGAUGAGCUUAGGGAUCGCCUUUCCGAUAUCUGCCGGAGCCACCACGGAAGCAUCAUCAAUCUACUCGGCGCCUCUGUCUCCGGCGGAGGAGGAGGAGGAGGCGAUCACAUCUAUCUAGUCUACGAGUAUGUCAACGGAGCAUCCCUCGCCGAUUGCUUGAGAAACCCUAAGAACCCUAAUUUCACCGUUUUAUCGAAUUGGACCUCUCGGAUCCAAAUCGCGACGGAUCUCGCUCACGGGCUCGAUUACAUCCACAAUAAGACUGGAUUGAAGAUCGAAAACCUCGUCCACAAUCACAUCAAGAGCUCGGCAGUGAUCGUGACGGAGCCGAAUUUCAACGCCAAGAUCUGCCACUUCGGCACCGCGCAACUCUGCGGGGAAACAGACGAAACGUCACCGGAGAGAGACGGAUCGAGAAGUUCCAGGCGAUCAGAUAGCAGAGCUCUCAGAUUCGAAGGAGUGAGAGGCUACAUGUCGCCGGAGUUUCAGUCUUCGGGAAUCGCCACUCAGAAAUCAGACGUGUUCGCCUUCGGAGUGAUGAUGCUGGAGCUUCUUUCCGGCGAGGAGCCGUUGAAAUACAGGUACGAUAAACACACCGGAGAUUUCGAGCGGACGUCGGUGAUAGAAACCGCGAAAGCUUCAAUCGACGCCGAAGAUAGCGACGUAGAGGGGCGGUUGAGGAGGUGGAUGGAUCGGAGAUUGGGGGAUUCAUUUCCUGUGACGGUGGUGGAGAAAUUAACGCGGUUAGCGUUGGAAUGCGUGCAGGAUGAUCCGGUGAAUCGGCCGGAGAUGGGAAGAGUCGCCGGGAAAAUAUCUCAACUUUAUUUGGAAUCGGAAAAAUGGUCAACGAAUAUGAAACGGCCAACAGAUAUCACCGUCUCCUACGCUCCCAGAUGAUGGAAUCAAAUAUUCAAUUUUCUUUUUCUUUCGUCCUUUCAUAAUUUGUAUAUUCGUAUUCGUGGGUAGGCUUUUUUUUUUCUAGAUUAAUUGUUGAUGAUUUGGUUGUAAUUACGUUAUGAAGUUUGUUAAAGAGUAAUA
This is a messenger RNA of Eutrema salsugineum, 1685 nucleotides long. RefSeq names its product lysM domain receptor-like kinase 3. The coding region runs from base 246 to 1544 and encodes 432 amino acids. Gene Ontology annotation, biological process: protein phosphorylation. The transcript has a single exon. The record is from RefSeq and is a predicted model, not a curated record. Gene Ontology annotation, molecular function: protein kinase activity; ATP binding. Lineage: Eukaryota; Viridiplantae; Streptophyta; Magnoliopsida; Brassicales; Brassicaceae.